Messenger RNA from Leucoraja erinaceus (little skate), 5551 nucleotides. RefSeq names its product mucin-2-like. Lineage: Eukaryota; Metazoa; Chordata; Chondrichthyes; Rajiformes; Rajidae. The transcript has 21 exons. Bases 195 to 3854 code for a protein of 1219 amino acids. The record is from RefSeq and is a predicted model, not a curated record.
UCUGAGGCUACACGAUCUCCUACCUGUGAAAUGUGAGAAGUUCCUUUCACCCGGAAAAAGCAUUUGAAAAAUGACACUGGCAAAGUUUCAAGGGGCGGAGUUCUGUCUGAAAUGUGACAUCAGUUGAAUCUUUACUUUAAGAAAGUCACUGCAGACGGCACUGUGAACAAGAGCACAAGAGAGAAAAUAACACCAUGGGAUCGGGAGAGAUGUGGACGCAUUACUUUAUCUUGCUGGUUGCUGUUGACAUGGCUCACCAAUUGACUACAAUAGGUACAACUGAAUAUUCUACAAUCACGACUGAAACAAAUAAUGCAACCAUUCAGUCUUCAUCCACAACGCCAGUCUUCACACCCAGAGUCGAAACAACCAGCACGUCUAUACCAACGUCUACAGGGAGCUCCACCCAGACAACAACUGAAUCAGCAACAUCCGCUACAGCAAUGACUACUACAACAACUGCUUCCACUACAACUACUCCUCCUGGUACAAUAACAUUUGUUCCAUUAUCAAGUACAACACUAUUCACUUCAGAGACAACGAGCACAACAGAAACAACAACCACCCAGAGCUCCACCGCACCACAAACUAGUGGAACAACUACUGAUGUCAGUUCCACAACAUCAGAAAAUAGUCCAUCAUCAACCUCAACAUCACUCACUUCAGGGACAUCGAGCACAGAAGUAUCUACAACCACCGAGAGCUCCACUCCAACACAAACAAGUGAAACGACAACUGAUAUCAGUUCCACAGCUUCUGGAAUUUACUCAACAGCAUCUACCACUCCGACAACAAUUCCUGUUUCAACAUUUACAACAGUUCCAUCAUCAACCUCAACAUCACUCACUUCAGGGACAUCAAGCACAGAAGUAUCUACAACCACCGAGAGCUCCACUCCAACACAAACAAGUGAAACGACAGAUAUCAGUUCCACAACUUCAGACAUUUCCUCAACAACAUCUACCACUCCGACAACUAUUCCUGUUUCAACAAUUACUACAGUUCCGUCAUCAACCUCAACAUCACUCACUUCAGGGACAUCGAGCACAGAAGUAUCUACACCCACCGAGAGCUCCACUCCAACACAAACAAGUGAAACGACUACUGAAAUCAGUUCAACUUCUGAAAUUACUACAACAUCAUCUACUCCGCCAACUGUUCCUGUUUCAACAUUUACAACAGUUCCGUCAUCAACUUCAACAUCACUCACUUCAGGGACAUCGAGCACAGAAGUAUCUACAACCAUGGAGAGCUCCACUCCAACACAAAUAAGUGAAACGACAACUGAUAUCAGUUCCACAACUUCUGAAAUUACCUCAACACCAUCUACCACUCUGACAACUAUUCUUGUUUCAACAUUUACGACUGGUCUAUCAUCAAUCUCAACAUCACUCACUUCAGGGACAUCGAGCACAGAAGCAUCUACAACCACCAAGAGCUCCACUCCAACACAAACUAGUGAAACGACUACUGAUAUCAGUUCCACAACUCCUGAAAUUACCUCAACAACAUCUACCACUCUGACAACUAUUCCUGUUUCAACAUUUACUACUGGUCUAUCAUCAACCUCAACAUCACUCACUUCAGGGACAUCGAGCACAGAAGUAUCUACAACCACUGCGAGCUCCACUCCAACACAAACAAGUGAAAUGACUACUGACAUCAGUUCCAUAAUUUCUGGAAUUAGUCCAUCAUCAACCUCAACAUCACUCACUUCAGGGACAUCGAGCACAGAAGUAUCUACAACCACCGAGAGCUCCACUCCAACACAAACAAGUGAAACAACAGAUAUCAACUUCACAACUUCUGAAAUGACCUCAACAACAUCUACCACUACGACAACUAUUCCUGUUUCAACAUUUACAACUGGUCCACCAUCAACCUCAACAUCACUCACUUCAGGGACAUCAAGCACAGAAGCAUCUACAACCACCGAGAGCUCCACUCCAACACAAACAAGUGAAACGACCACUGAUAUCAGUUCCACAACUUCUGAAAUUACCUCAACAUCAUCUACCACUCUGACAACUAUUCCUCUUUCAACAUUUACAACUGGUCUAUCAUCAACCUCAACAUCACUCACUUCAGGGACAUCGAGCACAGAAGUAUCUACAACCACGGAGAGCUCCACUCCAACACGAACAAGUGAAACGACUACUGACAUCAGUUCCACAACUUCUGGAAUUAGUCCAUCAUCAACCUCAACAUCACUCACGUCAGGGGCAUCGAGCACAGAAGUAUUUACAACCACCGAGAGCUCCACUACAACACAAACAAGUGAAACAACAGAUAUCAGCUCCACAACUUCUGAAAUGACCACAACAUCGUCUACCACUCCGACAACUAUUCCUGUUUCAACAUUUACAACCGGUCUAUCAUCAACCUCAACAUCACUCACUUCAGGGACAUCGAGCACGGAAGUAUCUACAAUCACCGAGAGCUCCACUCCAACACAAACAAGUGAAACGACUACUGACAUCAGUUCCACAACUUCUGGAAUUACCUCAACAACAUCUACCACUCCGACAACUAUUCCUAUUUCAACAUUUACAACAGGUCUAUCAUCAACCUCAACAUCAUUCGCUCCAGGGACAUCAAGCACAGAAGUAUCUACAACCACCGAGAGCUCCACUCCAACGCAAACAAGUGAAAUGACUACUGAUAUCAGUUCCACAACUUCAGAAAUUACCUCAACAACAUCUACCACUCCGACAACUAUUCCUGUUUCAACAUUUACAACUGGUCUAUCAUCAACCUCAACAUCACUCACUUCAGGGACAGUGAGCACAGAAGUAUCUACAACCACCGAGAGCUCCACUUCAACACAAACAAGUGAAACGACUACUGAUAUCAGUUCUACAACCUCUGGAAUUACCUCAACAACAUCUACCACUCCGACAACUAUUCCUGUUUCAACAUUUACAACAGGUCCAUCAUCAACCUCAACAUCACUCACUUCAGGGACAUCGAGCACAGAAGUAUCUACAACCACCGAGAGCUCCACUCCAACACAAACAAGUGGAACGACUACUGAUAUCAGUUCCACAACUUCAGAAAUUACCUCAACAACAUCUACCACUCCGACAACUAUUCCUAUUUCAACAUUUACAACAGGUCUAUCAUCAACCUCAACAUCAUUCACUUCAGGGACAUCAAGCACAGAACAACCACCGAGCUCCACUCCAACGCAAACAAGUGAAACGACUACUGAUAUCAGUUCCACAACUUCAGAAAUUACCUCAACAACAUCUACCACUCCGACAACUAUUCCUGUUUCAACAUUUACAACUGGUCUAUCAUCAACCUCAACAUCACUCACUUCAGGGACAGUGAGCACAGAAGUAUCUACAACCACCGAGAGCUCCACUUCAACACAAACAAGUGAAACGACUACUGAUAUCAGUUCUACAACCUCUGGAAUUACCUCAACAACAUCUACCACUCCGACAACUAUUCCUGUUUCAACAUUUACAACAGGUCCAUCAUCAACCUCAACAUCACUCACUUCAGGGACAUCGAGCACAGAAGUAUCUACAACCACCGAGAGCUCCACUCCAACACAAACAAGUGGAACGACUACUGAUAUCAGUUCCACAACUUCAGAAAUUACCUCAACAACAUCUACCACUCCGACAACUAUUCCUAUGUCAACAUUUACAACAGGUCCAUCAUCAACCUCAACAUCAUUCACUUCAGGGACAUCGAGCACAGAAGUAGCUACAACCAGCGAGAGCUCCACUCCAACACAGACAAGUGAAACGACUACUGAUAUCAGUUCCACAUCUUCAGAAAUUAGUAAGUCUCUAAAGCUUUGUCUGUUAGCAACGUACAUGGUCUCUCUCAGUGUCACCUAAAUAAUGUAACACAGAUCUAGUGCGGACAAUUUCCUGUUGCAGUUUAAAUAUGUAUUAUACGGCCCUAGCUUUUACACUCAAUGCCUCUGCUAGUGAAGGCUAGCCUAUCAAAUGACUUCUUUAUCACGCUAUGAUGUUAUUUUUAUUCAUUUGGCCUGUCGAGUCUACUCCGCCAUUCAUUCCUGGCUGAACUAUAUUUCCCUCUGAACUAUCAACUUGUGAUGCACCUUUUCCUAAGUUCUGGACUUGCACCCCAAACCCACCACGAGGAAUGUUAACUAAUGUCUUACUGAAAUCUACGUGCUAGUUUCUCAUCUCCUCCUGUUUCAACAAUUCACAUUUCAACUACCCACUAUCCUUAAUGUUGUGAGUGAAAAAGGAAAUAUGCAACUAAUUUCACCUUGCCUUCCACGCUGAUUAUCUGUGUUUUAAUGCAGCCUCAACAACAUCUACCACUCCGACAACUAUUCCUGUUUCAACAUUUACAACUGGUCUAUCAUCAACCUCAACAUCACUCACUUCAGGGACAGUGAGCACAGAAGUAUCUACAACCACCGAGAGCUCCACUCCAAUUCAAACAAGUGAAACGACUACUGAUAUCAGUUCUACAACUUCUGGAAUUAGUAAGUCUGUAAAGCUUUGUCCGUUAUCAAUGUGCAGGGUUUCUCUCAGUAUCACAUGAACAAAGAAUAAAGAUCUACUGGAGAGAAAUUCUUAAUCCAGUUUAAAUGUGUAUUAUGACUUCCUAACUAUUAUACUCAAUGCCUCUACCAAUGAAGGCUGGAAUAUGGUAGGACUUCAUAUCACCCCAUAAACUUGUCAUAAGUUCAUGUUCAUAAGUCAUAGGAGCAAAAUUAUGCCAUUUAGCCUAUUGAAUGUACUCCUCCAUUUAAUCUUGGCUGAUCUAUAUUUUUGCCAUUAAUUGUUCAUUUUAUCCUAACAUUCAACCUGCCACAGUGAAACAACUCACACUCUCUCUGAUUACAGUGUUCUUCCAUCCCUCCGCACAAUUCAGUAGCUGAUCUAUAUCCCGCUGUGUACUCUGACAUCCUUCUGCACAUUCCACUACUCCCGCAAUCUUGGUAUUAUCAAUAAUAAUAUUAUUAACCAACCCGUCUGAAGGCUGGCAUAUCAUAAAACAUAUUGUUCCAACAGUAUGAUUAUAAGUUCGUAAGAUUAUAAGUCCCUUGAGCCGAAUUAGGCUAUUUGAUCCAUCGAGACUUCUCCACCAUUCAUUCUUGGCUGGUUUAUUUUAACAUCUGAACUGUCAAAUAUUUUGCAUAUAACAGAGAUCCCAACACAAAUUGUUGUGGAAAUCCUCAGGUCACAGAUCUCCAGCCUGAAUAUCGUACUUCUGCAGCAGCCUUGAAUAAUUUCUCUGUAAACCAGUCCUUAAUCUAUAUGACAACAUUUCUGUGAAUCCCAUGCAUCAUAAUAUUUUGUCCCAGCCUACCGAAAGGGACUUUAUGAAAUGGUUACUAUAAUCUAUAUAGACAGCAUUCUCUGCGUUCCCUCAUCAAUCACAUUCUUGGGCUCCUCAAAAAUCUUGAUCAAGAUAGUAAAAUGUGACCUGCCACAUAAUAAUAAUGAUUGGCCAAUCCUUUCCUCCUCAAGUAAAAGUAUCCUUUAUUGUUAUUCAUACCUUUCGGUCUGAAUGAAAUUUCGUGCCUUGCAGUCAUACAUAAAAAUAACAAAAA